AUGUUGCGCCAAAGCAUAGCAGGUCUCUGCGCGAGACCAGCGUCCAGAUGCCUCCCCGCGGCGCACAUGCUUAACUCGGGCAUGCGAGGCAUGCGCUUACCACGCCCGACGACGACCUCGAUCCGCGCAACACGACAUGUGCACUCCGGAGGCCGCUACGAACCCCUCCGACCUCCGUCCCCCGCCUCCCUCGGCGCUCCCAAACGCGCGCGCACAUACCCCAAGGGCCGCAAGUGGACUCGACGCCUGCUCGUCCUCUCCUCCAUCCUCGGCACCGUCUAUCUGAUCGACUCCCACGUCUACGCCUCCGGCCUCGGCCGCUCCCUCCGCACCUUCGGCACCGGCCUCGUCGUCGCGCUCGACUACAAGCUCAAUUUCCGCCCCGUGCCGCUGACAGGCGGCUCGGUCACGGAUCUGCACCACCGCAACGCGGAGCGUCUCUUCGAGCUCUUGCGCCACAAUGGAGGGCUGUACCUGAAGAUCGGCCAGGCCAUCGCCAUGCAGAGCGCCGUGCUGCCGCCGGAGUUCCAGAAGAUGUUCUCGAGGAUGUUCGACGACGCCCCGCAGGACGACUGGAAGGACGUCGAGGCCGUGAUACACGAGGACUUUGGCGGCCGCUCCCCGGAAGAGGUCUUCGGGGUCAGCUUCCGCGGCGAGGAGGGCAAGGGCGUGAUGGAGCGCCGGGCGAGGGCGUCGGCGAGCGUCGCGCAGGUCCACUGGGCGCGGCUCCCCGACGGCCGCGAGGUGGCCAUCAAGAUCCAGAAGCGCGAGAUCGCCAAGCAGAUCUCGUGGGACCUGUGGGCGUUCAAGACGGUCGCCUGGAUCUACAGCAAGUGGUUCGACCUCCCGCUGUACAGCCUCGUCCCCUUCAUCACCGAGCGCCUCGAGCUGGAGACCGACUUCCUCAACGAGGCCAAGAACUCAGAGACCAUGCGCCAGCUCAUCGACAACGAGAGGGGCCUCAGGGGCCGCGUCUACGUGCCCAAGGUCUACCCCGAGCUCUCGACCAGGCGCGUCAUGGUCACGGAGUGGAUCGAGGGCAUCAGGCUGUGGGACAAGCAGGGCAUCAACGGACGGUGGCUCGGCGGGUACGGCAACGGAUCCCCCGGCGUCCACGGCGCGCCGCUGGCCCCUCCCGACAUGGCCGCCGUGCGCAGGCAGCUCCGCGAGAGGCCGUACGCCGAGCAGCUGAAACCGGAGCGCAACGAGUGGAAGGGCCGCCGCGGGCGCGGCGGGCUGGGGCUGAGCAGCAAGGAGGUCAUGACGACCAUGGUGGACCUCUUCUCGGCGCAGAUCUUCAAAUGGGGCGUCGUCCACUGCGACCCGCACCCGGGCAACAUCUUCAUCCGGCGCCUGCCCAACGGGCGCGCCGAGCUGGUGCUCAUCGACCACGGGCUGUACGUGUACAUGACGCCCGAGUUCCGGCACCAGUACGGGGUGUUCUGGAAGGCGCUGAUGACGUUCGACAACCGGACGAUCGAGAAGGUGACGGAGGCGUGGGGGAUCAAGGCGGCGGACCUGUUCGCGAGCGCGACGCUGAUGCGGCCGUACGAGGGCGGUGACGAGCGGACGCGCAACGGCAUCAUGAAGGAGCUCGAGGGCAGGACGCCGGCGGAGCGGCACUACGAGAUGCAGCAGCGGAUGAAGCAGGGGAUCCGGGAGGUGCUGGCGGACGAGGACAAGUGGCCCAAGGAGCUCGUCUUCAUCGGGCGCAACAUGCGCAUCGUGCAGGGCAACAACCAGUACCUCGGCAGCCCCGUCAACCGGGUCAAGAUGAUGGGGGAGUGGGCGAGCCGGAGCCUGUUCGAGGACCCGAACCUGCCGUGGGCGAGGCGGGCGGGCAACGCGUGGCGGCACCUCAUCUUCAAGGGCGUGCUGGCGCUGACGGACGUCGCGUUUUACUUUUUCAAGCUGAGGCAGUUCCUCGGCUUCGGGGGCGGCAUGGAGGACGAGAUGGAGAAGAGGAUGAAGGACAUCGCGCAGGAUUUCGGGGUCGAGUUGCAGCACGAGGUGUUUGAGGGAUAG
Messenger RNA from Colletotrichum karsti, 2025 nucleotides. Its product is annotated as ABC1 domain protein. The coding region runs from base 1 to 2025 and encodes 674 amino acids. Lineage: Eukaryota; Fungi; Ascomycota; Sordariomycetes; Glomerellales; Glomerellaceae. The transcript has a single exon. The record is from RefSeq and is a predicted model, not a curated record.